AUGGAUCCGACUGGUACUCCCGCUUCUUCUACGGUCAACUUGGUUAAGACUAUCAUUGGUGCCGGUCUUUUAGCUAUUCCAUUUGCCUUCAGGAACGAUGGUGUUGUGAUAGGGGCGCUGCUUACUUUGAUAGCAGCAGUUACUUCUGGAUUUGGGCUAUUCAUUUUGGCUAAAUGCUCCAAGACGUUGAUCAAUCCAAGAAACUCAUCCUUCUUCACACUAUGCAUGCUCACAUACCCUUCUUUAUCACCUUUGUUUGAUUUGGCAAUGAUUGUGCAAUGCUUUGGUGUGGGACUCAGUUACUUAGUGCUCAUUGGUGACUUGUUUCCAGGUCUCUUUGGUGGUGAGCCACGUUUCUGGAUUUUACUUUCUUCGCUAAUUAUUGUUCCGUUAUGCUGCCUUAAGAAGCUGGAUAGUUUGAGAUAUUCGAGUAUCAUUGGUCUCUUUGCAUUGGCAUACCUUUCACUAUUGAUAGUGACAUAUUUCGCUCAUGAUACUCUAUUGACCCACGACUACAAGUCUUACAGGGGUGAGGUCUGUUGGUUCAAAGUCUACGAUUUCAAGGGCCUUUUGUCCACUUUCAGUAUUAUCGUGUUUGCCUACACUGGUUCUAUGAACCUGUUCAGCAUCAUUAAUGAGCUAAAGGAAAACUCAAUGGCUAAUAUCACUUCAGUCAUAAACACAUCUAUUACCAUCUCUACAGCGGUGUUCCUAGCUGUCGGUAUCUGCGGAUAUUUGACCUUUGGUAGUAAUACUCUGGGUAAUAUCAUGCUUAACUAUGAUCCAGACUCUACUUGGGUCUAUGUUGGGAAACUGUGUCUCGGUUCCAUGGUUAUGCUGUCAUUCCCUCUACUCUUCCACCCAUGCAGAAUUGCUAUCAACAACCUCGUGGUAUGGUCAGAGAUUCAUUUCAAGAAGGAUCCCAUCAUGCCAAGUCAGCAAGCACAAGCCCGUUCCAGACCUGGUGAAGGUUCCCCAAUAAGACUCAGUAUCCAGGACGAGGAUAACGAAUCACUUGCAGGGUUCGAUAACGAUAUCGAAUCUGUAGAUGGAGAUGAUACUCAAGUUAUAAGAGGAAAUAACGUUGAGACUACACCUUUCCCCAACUCUCGUUUCUACGCAAUUUCAGCCAUUCUACUGAUCUUGAUGUAUUCCUUAGCUUUGAAAGUGAAAUCUUUUGCCUUUGUUCUAGCCCUGGUCGGAGCUACUGGUUCCACAUCCAUCUCUUUCAUUUUACCGGGGCUGUUUGGUUACAAAUUAAUCGGUACUGACUCACUAGCCGUGGGACAGUCGAUUUCUCCAAGAGAUAGGUUCUACAAGCGCUGCAGCGUUCUACUUGUAUGGUACGGGCUUUCUGUGAUGGCGCUUUCAUUUUACGUUACCUUAGCAUAUGGAACUGAUUAG
Messenger RNA from Torulaspora delbrueckii, 1404 nucleotides. It is a transcript of the gene AVT7, whose product is annotated as Avt7p. Gene Ontology annotation, cellular component: fungal-type vacuole membrane. Gene Ontology annotation, biological process: amino acid transmembrane transport. NCBI's taxonomy places the organism in Eukaryota, Fungi, Ascomycota, Saccharomycetes, Saccharomycetales, Saccharomycetaceae. The record is from RefSeq and is a predicted model, not a curated record. Gene Ontology annotation, molecular function: L-tyrosine transmembrane transporter activity; L-arginine transmembrane transporter activity; L-serine transmembrane transporter activity. The transcript has a single exon. Bases 1 to 1404 code for a protein of 467 amino acids.